AUGUCUACCAUGCCAGCUAUCUACGGCCAUAGCGAGGCUUGUUGCAACAUUCCGCCGGUGGUCUCUUCGGGCUACAGCGCAAAGGGCUCAUACGACGAGCUCGACGGCUUCAAGACCUACGUCACGGGCCCUGGCGACGCGACCAAGGGCAUCAUCUACAUCUAUGACAUCUUUGGCUAUUUCGACCAAACUCUCCAGGGAGCCGAUAUCCUAGCCACGAGUGACCACUACAACCAGUACAAGGUCUUCAUCCCGGACUGGUUCAAGGGAGAGCCCUGCCCCAUUGAAUGGUAUCCGCCCAAUACCCCUGAAAAGCAGAAGAACCUGGGCAAUUUCUUCGCCAAGAACUCCCCUCCGAGCGUUGCCAGCAAACUGCCAGACUAUGUCAAGGCUCUCUCGGCUAAAAACCCCUCGAUCAAGUCGUGGGCUGUGCUCGGGACUUGCUGGGGCGGGAAGGUGGUGAGCCUGGUGACAUCGGGCGACUCAAACCCCUUCUCCAUUGGCGCCGAGGCCCAUCCCGCCAUGGUCGACCCCAAGGAGGCGGAGACCAUCAAGGUCCCGCUCAUUAUGCUCGCCUCGGGCGAGGAGCCCGAAGACAAGGUAAAGGAGUUCGAGGCCGCGCUCAAGGUACCGAAGCACGUUGAGAUCUUCAAGGACCAGAUUCAUGGCUGGAUGGCUGCGCGCGCUGACCUGUCCGAUAAGCGGGUCAACGAUGAAUACACCCGCGGCUACAAGACGGUGUUGGAGUUCUUCGCCAAGAACUGGCCAUGA
Molecule: messenger RNA, 771 nt
Organism: Lasiosphaeria miniovina
Lineage: Eukaryota; Fungi; Ascomycota; Sordariomycetes; Sordariales; Lasiosphaeriaceae
Product: Alpha/Beta hydrolase protein
Exons: 4
Coding region: 1-771 (256 amino acids)
Molecular function (GO): hydrolase activity
Source: RefSeq, a predicted model, not a curated record